This is a messenger RNA of Volvox carteri f. nagariensis, 1467 nucleotides long. RefSeq lists its product as uncharacterized. The record is from RefSeq and is a predicted model, not a curated record. The transcript is spliced from 11 exons. The coding region runs from base 100 to 1467 and encodes 455 amino acids. NCBI's taxonomy places the organism in Eukaryota, Viridiplantae, Chlorophyta, Chlorophyceae, Chlamydomonadales, Volvocaceae.
ACAGCAUCAGCCAACAAGAAGGCUCGUAUUAGAGAAAGGGGAACCGUUGCUCGUUGGUAAACUUGCCUCUCCUCCUCAUCGCUGACCACCAUAAGGAGAAUGCAAGGAGCAUUCCUUAUGCACCGCCAUGGUGCUGCGCGCAUGGCAUCGGCCUUGCCUGGCAAGCGCCUCGAUGAUGCUUGGACAAUGAGGCGCAGCUUCAAGUCGCAGACCGCUGCGACUCGCGGCGAUUGGCGUGCACAGAUCGAGGGCGGCAGCGGCACCGGAGGCAGCGACAGCAGCGGCUUGGGCGACAAGAUGGCGGCGGCGCGCGGAGCAGAGCGCAGCAACGGCAAGGUGAGCACAGCAACGUUGCCGUCACCGGCGGAAUCCAAGCCAACGUCAACGGCCCCCGCGGGGCCCUCGGCGGCGACACCACCGCCGCCGCCGCAGCCGCCAUCACCUUGGUCGCAGCCGGCGGCGGCGACAGCGAAGCCAGCGUCAUCGGCAAAGCCAGCGGAUGCGGCGCAGCCUUCGCCGCAGCCACAGGCACCGACGGCGGCGACAGAGCCAGCGGCUGCAUCGGACUCCCGCGAGGGGCCCCUUUCCCUGCCCACCCUGGACCUGGUUGAGUUGCUGGCGACACCCAAGAACCAGUCCACCGCCUUCACUGCGCUAGCUGCCACUAGCGCCAUCCUUGCCGUACUGAGCAUUGUGGAGCCGGAGGCCGUGCUGCACCUCGCUCUACCCAAGGCCAUCCCCUCGGAUUUGGAUAUCACUUUUCUAAGGAUUGUCGGGGUCACGCUAGCUGCCAGCGCGGCGGUGGAGUACAGCCUCAAGCACGCUGCGGAGUCCCAGCUGCUCAAGUCCGCCACCUACCAGCGCCUGAUGUCCGCUUGCGUGCUCAAGUCCGCGGGCUUCCUGGCAGUGCUGCUGAUCAACACACCCGCCACCUUCAGGCUGUGGAACCCCCUGGUGUGGAUGUCGUACGCGUGUACGGCGGUGGCAGCCGGAACCAUCAACUUGUCAGUGAUCUCUCACACCUCGGGCAAGGGUCUGGCGCCGCCCCCCCUGGACCUAGGGGCUCCCCAGAACUCCACCUCCUGGGGCUACACCGUCUGCAUCGCCCUCUACCUGCUCACCGUGGUGGCGUGUUUCGCACCCGAGGUAGAGGGGACGCUCUUCACGGGAGAUCCGUACAGCGCCAUCACCCCCCUGGUGAAGGGUGUUUGGGCGCCUGGAUUCCUCCUGGCUGGCGUAAUGUCGUACGUUCUCAAGGACGCUGCUGACCGCGGGCGCCUGGGCGCAUCCACCUUCAAGAACCUCAACCUCGGAUUGGCGGCUCUGGAGUACGGCUACUCAAUCAUAUUUGGCAGCGCGAUCCUCUCUGACCAGGUAGACAUCGACUUCCCCGCGCUAUCCAACCUGGGCGGGGCGUUGCUGAUCGCGACGUUCGCGCUCUACACCUACGCCACCGCCAAGAAGUGA